CGCUAGUCGUAAGGGGAAACAAUUUGCUUUUUAGCUACAGUAUGGMUUGUGAAAGAACUGGGAACGUUCUCUUCUCGUGAAAACUUCAGUUCAAUUGAUGAAGACGCACGAUUGGUUCUCGAGGGAUCAGUUUGCAAAUUUGGGGGAGUAGAUAAUCUAAUCCCCCGAUACUUCUAUUUCUACAGUGCGGUACAAUACUGGGUCUGAGAUCCCAUGWCAUGAUCAUCAUCAACGAAUGCCAAAGCACAAUUCCAUACGAAACUAGCGCUGAGACGCUUCAUGACGAUACAGAAGUGCGCUACAUUCUAUAACAAGCCGAAUCAUCCAAGUAGCGAAGUCCCGUUCAUUCCAAAUUCUAUUAGGUACACCGUGACAACUAGGUAGACAACAAAAUAUGUCACCGAACAAAGUCGAUUACCAUUCGAGGUCGUGGUCGUGGUCUGCUCUCUCAACUGAGGUGCUGCUGCUAUGUCUGCUUCUGCAACAAGUGACUCUGUGCCGUUCGUGGGAUCUUUACUCUGGGAUCAAAUUUUGUCGUCGAAAAGUCAUAACCAAUGCAUUGGGUGGCCACAACGAUGCACAACGCCAAACAUCGAUUUUUCCGCGAGAACAACAACACCGGCACCGGCACCAAGAAGGAGAAACAAUCCAAAACAACAGUAGGCGCCGUAUUUUGUUCGAUUCUAUGCGGGURGCGGCGGUCUUUCUAGCACCAACGCUAGCUUGGCAGUUACCACGGGCUGCCUAUGCAUCUGACGGUGACGGAACGGGGGGCAUUGUCAUAGUUCGACUCGACUCUCCGAAGGAUUCUCUAGGUGUCGAGAUUUACGACACAACCCUCCGUGGAACGAAUGUCGUUGCGAUUCGUCGCAUCGUAGUGCCCAACAAGAACAACCGGUUUCUAAGGGAAGGAAUGAUUCUGCGAACGAAAGAAAGUGGUGGGAGCAACAGCGACUAUACAUCGAGGGAACUAGUCGAAAGACUCCGAUCGGGGCCCUAUCCACUAGAAAUCGGCUUUCAGAAUUUAGCGGCUGGUGGAGAUGCCAUUUCUGAUCUCGGAACAAGCAUCGUGACCCCAAAGGAUGCCCUGGAUCUGGCUCAAAAGACUGAAACCCCAAGCGCUGGUGGAAACAGCGGCAAAGCCCGAGGGGUGGAAUACAGCAUCACGACGACGCAACAAAAACCUCCCAGCGAAUGCGCUAUCAAGUCCCGACGGAACGACGUGCUGGAAAUCGAGUACGAGGCAUCCUAUGUUGCCGACGAAAACGCCAAAAAAGUGAUCUACGAUGCAUCGGCCUUUCGUGGCACAGGCAACCGUCCCUACCAGAUGGUCCUGGGCAGCGGGGACAUGAUCCCCGGCGUUGAUCAGGGCCUGUACGAUAUGUGUCCGGGGGAACAACGGGUGCUGAAAAUACCCCCGGUUCUGGGCCACGGGCCCAACUCGAGAAGACUCUAUCGGAUUCCRGACAAGUACGUCAAUCUGGAAUGGAAGGUUGGGCUCGUUACGAUCGACUCGACCAUACGCGAAGACAACAACGUGGUGUCGAGAGACGAACGCGAAUCGCGUUUUGCUUAUUGAGGUACCAAGAAGAUGAAUUAAAAGAGCAUCACUUUAGAUCUAAAUCCGAGACAAAUUUAUGAUCACUAGGAUGUAGUUUAGAGGAACGGAAAAACAGACAAUGRAUGAGAUUGGARAAUAAUCCAUUAUUCGGGUCCUCGAAACAGAUGAUACGUGGUUCGACUCUUCGCUCCAAUCUCUCUCCCGCCCUUCCAACCUUGGCAUUACACUCAUUCACCAAGUUGCUCUGAUAUCAGGAGUUGACGACCUCGUACGGGACAGGAGUACCCAAAAUCCGAGAAUAUCAUGCUAUUAUGCUACUUCGGUACUACAUACCGAUGGAUCGUACCCAAUUAGAAUAUUCUCUCUCGAGAGUUGAUACAGAAUGCAGACGUACCGUACCAUAACGUACCGAUGGAAAAUAAUAUUCCUAAAGCACCACUCAUUACGUCUACGUAUGGCCGUUAAGGAAGUACGUACGGUACGAAAGUCCAAAAUCAAAAAAUGAUUUCACCGCCAUCUUUUCCUUGAGUUUGGUAGAAACUUGAACUUGACCGAAGGUACGAGUUAUUCGUAGUACGCACAUUUACGAUUGUGAGGGAAUAACACGUAAAUCACGAG
Pseudo-nitzschia multistriata is the source of this 2179-nucleotide messenger RNA. Lineage: Eukaryota; Bacillariophyta; Bacillariophyceae; Bacillariales; Bacillariaceae. The record is from the annotation of a GenBank genome assembly.